This is a messenger RNA of Spinacia oleracea (spinach), 5642 nucleotides long. RefSeq lists its product as uncharacterized. Lineage: Eukaryota; Viridiplantae; Streptophyta; Magnoliopsida; Caryophyllales; Amaranthaceae. The transcript is spliced from 9 exons. The coding region runs from base 476 to 5617 and encodes 1713 amino acids. Gene Ontology annotation, molecular function: acyltransferase activity, transferring groups other than amino-acyl groups. The record is from RefSeq and is a predicted model, not a curated record.
CUGAAGAUAGACGAGUAAUAAUACAUGCACCCCCUCACCUCACCUCACCUCACCUAUGGCUUUUGCAGGUUAGAGAGAGAAAGAGAUGCGCCCGAGAGAGAAACCCAUUGCCAUUUGUUGAGCUUUGAGCAGAAUUCGGACACUAAAAUCGAGAAAUUUUCACCCUUUUUCUUCUUGAAUUUAUAUAAUUUAUUCACAGAAUCACACCCUUUAGCUCUGUGAUGUUGUUGGUUUGUGAAAUUGCACCAAAAGGGCACUGAAAUUUCUGGGACUUUCGGCAAUUUCGAAGCCAAAAAGCAAAUACCCAAUUUGUGAAUCCCUAAUUUAUACCAUUUCGAGCUCAAUUUGCAUGUUAUUUUGGGAUUGCUCUUAAAAAGGGUAUGCUUAACGAAUGUUGGGAACAUGAGCUUUUUGCAAGCUGGAAGGAAGGGGCAUUCAAGUGAAAUGAAAGUAGCCUAGGAGGCUAGAAUCCCAAAUGAUGUUCCCUCAGGAUAUCUUUGAUCUAGGAGAUGAUGGCUUUGAGGGAUCACAUGACGAGCUCCGCAUUUCUCAAGAGGUGUUUUAUGGAAAUGCUGCAGUUGGUUGUAGUAUGAAGUGUGAUAUUGCUGGAGUUACUAGAUCUCUUAAUGAGCAUGAUAAGAUGAUUGAGAUUUCACCUAGUUCUCACAGUGAAAACUCAGCCGUAACAAACGACGCUUCCUCAAAAGAUCUGUGUCGGAAGGAGGCUGCUUCUGCUGAACUUCAGAGGGACUUUCAAGCAAUAAGCUCGACAGAAGGGUCUAUUAUGGAUGAAAGGAUUGAUCAUGAUUUGCAUGCAAAGCGGAUGAGAUAUUCAGUGACCGAGCUAUGUAAUUUUAAACCUUACCUUGAUAAGGCUGUGGCCUCAUCUGUGCCGCUGAAGCAAGUUAUUUCUGAAGUGUAUCGUCCUGUACUGCCUGUUACCUGCCAAAUUCUUAUGGGUCAUGUGGUUGAAUCGUGCAGUGAAGGUCUGACAUCUAGUUGUUAUCUGUUAAAGAAAUAUCCUGAAUCUGACCAAGAAGGCAACUUAGAAGAGAGCAGUGCUCUUAAUGGUAGCUUGUCAGGCUCAGAUGAAAGUGAAGUGAAGCAACUUAGCUGUAGUAAAUCUAUAGCCUCACCUGUUUCCCAGGAAAGUUCUGCUACCAAAAUUUUAGUUCCCAGCUUCUCGGCUGUUGAAAUCAGUGUGUCUGAGUCACCUGAACGCCCUAACGGAAGAACUACAAAAGCAGUUUAUCCUGAAUGUGAAGAUGAUGAAAUAUUUACUGGUGACAGCAUGAAGGAGGCUCAUGCUAUUCUUCGUUCCCGAGUGUACCUCUUACUUGAAAGAGCUGGAUGGUCUCCUGAGAGGCGAAUAAGAAAUGAUGGAAGGAACCGAUAUAUGUACCGAUCACCUGAUGGAAAGCUUUUUCGUGAAUUUUCAAAAGUUUGGGACUUGCUUGGUCAGAUUUUUUUCUCUCACGGAAACAACAAAAUGAAUGUAGAUGAUAAAGAGUGGACUAAUGUUCAUCAGUUCUGUUCUGAUAUGUACGAGACACUAAGAUAUAUUGACAAUACAGUGAACGAUUGGGAUCCUAAGUAUUCACUGAGUUGUCAAUGGAGACUACUGGAUCCCUUUGUGAAUGUGGUUCUUGUGAACAGACAGAUUCAUGCACUCAGAGCUGGAAAGGUAGUCAAAGCAAAGCAAAGAAAUGUAGUUGACUUUAGUUGCAAAGCUGGGAUAGAGUUGAGAUUAAAAUCUAGGAAAGGUGAUAAGAAGAGGCCUUUAGACGGGCAUGUUAAGAGAAUUGUCUGCAGUCCUUCCAUGACCUCUGAUACAGUGGAUACUCAUAAAACCAGAUCAGUUUAUGUUUCGGAAGGAAAUAGCAUGCGUCUUGUAAAGACAAUUGCUAACUCUGGAAAUCACUGUGUGGGAACUUGUACAGAUGAAAAUAUGAAUUCUUGUCGCAUAUCAGCAUGUGAGUCUGACAGCACAGGUUUACAGCAUCCUGCUUAUUUAUAUGAUGUUCCUGUUGGCAGUGUUGAGACCAAUGCAAUUUACGAGUCUUCACCUCAUCAAGCUAGUGGUAUGAGCUCUCCAAGCUUCAAUAAACAGAAAUUGAAUGUUAUUAAGGAAAGCUCCAAAACUUCGGCAGUUUGUUUGUUAGAGGAAGGAGCUGAAGCAAUCCAAAGAUCUGUCAUUGAUGCAGGGGUGAAGAAACUGGACUGUAAAUAUGAAGGGUUUUCUGGAGUUGAACUCUCCAAUCUGUGCCAGGCAGAAGCUGAUAAUAUUUGUCCGGACAUUGAUAAGAACAGCCAAUUGAAGUUAGUUGAUGUCCAGGGCUGGUCAAUGGACUGUGUUGUCAAUGAUGCAAGCUCAAAUAAGUUUCCGACCAGCUUCUUUGAGCAUCAUAAUAAUGGAUUAAAAAGAUCUAUACUUGGAAAAUCUUACCAAGACAGAAAUCGUAGUAUUUGUUGUUCAGAAAAGUUAAAAGCUUGCCACGAUACUAAUAAACCCCAUGUAUAUAACAAAUGUUUUGAAUCUCAUUCUUGCAAGAAAAGCACGAGGCCUAAAAAGCAUCACAGCGGCAAGAAGCGAUCGAUGGGUUGUCGGCUUAAGGAUGACGACUUAUUAAUUUCGGCAAUAAUAAAGAAACGAAGCUUUAAAUCCAGUAGUAAUGAUUUUGGUCCAAAGCCUGGUAAGUUUAAAUUAAAAGCUCUGCAGAAGUGUAAGACUCAGAAAGGUAGUUGCAGGUUGCUUCUGAGGAGCUUUGGUAAGGGCGGGAAACAUAUCACAGAUAGGUGGACAUUGGUUGGUGAAAGGACAGUUUUGGCGUGGUUAAUUAGUGCUGGGGCUAUAUUUAUAAAAGAAGCAGUCCAAUACCGUGAUCCGAAAGAUGAUGCCGUAGUUAAAGAAGGUGUCAUUACAAAGGAUGGGAUUCUGUGUAAUUGUUGCAGUGAGGUGUUUUCUAUCUCUAAGUAUAAGAUCCAUGCAGGUUUUAAUCAGAAUCGUCCUUGUUUGAAUCUGUUUGUGGGCUCUGGUAGACCGUAUACUCUAUGUCAGCUUCAAGCUUGGUCGGCUGAAUACAAGGCCAGGAAAAGUAGCACACGACAUGUGUCAGUUGAUGAGUUUGACAAAAAUGAUGAUUCUUGUGGACUUUGCGGAGAUGGUGGGGAAUUGCUGUGUUGUGAUAACUGUCCUUCUACAUUUCAUCAGUCGUGCUUGUCAGCAGAGGAGCUUCCUGAAGGAAGUUGGUAUUGCCCAAGAUGCACCUGUGAGGUCUGUGGAGCUCUAGUCAAUGACACCGGAACCUCGAGUUCUUAUGCUGCACUGAAGUGUUCGCAAUGUGACAAAAAGUAUCAUGAAGUGUGCUUGACAGACAAGGGUAUGGGCAAGGUUGGUGGUGCUCCCUGGUUCUGUGGCUCAGGUUGUGAAGAGGUCUUUAGUGGUCUGCAAUCUCGUAUUGGUCUGCUCAACCAAAUUGCUGAUGACUGUUCCUGGACCCUUCUGAGAUGCAUCCACGAUGACCAAAAAGUUUCUUCUGCUCAACGUUUUGCUCUAAAAGCUGAAUGCAACUCUAAGUUAGCUGCUGCCGCUACUAUUAUGGAGGAGUGCUUCCUCUCCAUGAUCGAUCCGAGAACAGGCAUAGAUAUGAUACCACAAGUGGUGUACAAUUGGGGGUCGGAGUUUCCAAGACUAGAUUAUCACGGAUUUUAUACUGCUGUCUUAGAGAAGGAUGAUGUACUUAUAUCAGUUGCAUCUAUCAGAGUGCAUGGAGCAGCUGUUGCGGAGAUGCCUCUCAUUGCAACUUGCAGCAAAUAUCGUCGGCAGGGAAUGUGUCGGCGUUUGCUAAAUUCUAUCGAGGAGAUGCUCAUAUCCCUCAAAGUUGAGAAGCUUGUGAUUACUGCAAUUUCUGAUUUAGUAGAAACCUGGACAGUUGGUUUUGGCUUUAUACACGUGGAUGAGGAAGAGAAAAGAAGCUUGAGCAAAAUCAACUUGAUGGUGUUUCCAGGAACCGUGAUGUUGAAAAAGACACUUUAUGUGAAUCAAGCUAGAGACUUGCAAAAUGGAGUUGAAGAUUUCUCAGCUAAGGGCAAUGAUGAUGAGUCAUGUAAGAUAGGUAUGUGCUUGGAAGCGAAUCCUGAAACAGGUGCCAUGCAUGGAAAUACUGGAGAGGAGUCUUUUAUUAGAGAUGCAAAUGAAGUACAAGUUAAGCUGAUGAGCUCUUCUGAUAUGAAGACGGAUGAAUCUCUGAAGAGUGCACCUGUGGCUGAAAUAGAGCCUGAUAUUUUCAAUGAUUUGGGUUCCUUGGAGCAGGAGGAUUGGGUGACAAAUGUAACAACAGGCUUUAGAAAAGAUGAGAUUUUCCAAGUACCAGUUGGGUGUGAAAUGGAAACGAAUGAGGCUGGGGAGAAGAAAACCUUGGAAUUUGGUUUACUAGGAAUGAGUGAAGGUGAUAGCCAGAUGAUAACCCAGUUUUCUGCCUUGGGGUCAGAGAUAAAACAUUUCAUAGACGAUCAAAGUAAUUGUUUACAAGUUGCCGAAGACCAAUAUUUUGUCAACAAGCCUAACAGUAGAACUGAAAUGGUAAAAGCAGAUGAGCCUCGGGAUGAACUUCCAGAAUUACUAGAAUGUAUAAAUCAAGAGAACACUCUUUCGAGCGAACUCACAGGGGAGUGUUUAGGUGAUCUUGUCUACGAAAGAAAGGAAACAGAUGUACAAGUUUCGUUUGAUGUUUUGGAAGAGCUGAGGAAUAAUGUGUGUUGUAAAGGCAGGGAAGGUGAGAGCAGCAGUGAUGCAUGUAAAAUGAGUCAAAAUGUGUUGUGUAAGUUGGAGAAUUCAGAGGCAGAAAAGGAAGAUGUAUCUGCUGAUGCCAUUAAAGUAGGUACUACUACUGCAAAUAACAUGAGUGAAAAUGUGGCCGCUGAAAUGGUGAAUGAACAAAUCUCUGGAGUUAGAGAAAAUCUAACGAUUAAGUCGAUGAAUCUAGAAGCUGUUGUAAGCAUUAAAUAUGGUAUUAAUUUGAGAGAAAUGAUGAAUUUUGACACUCUGAUGGAAGAAGAAGAAGAAGAAGAAGAAGAAGAAGAAGAAGAAGAAGAAGAAGAAGCUGCUACAGAAGGCAUGCCAAGUGAAAAUGUGACAGCUAAGUUGAGUUUGGAGGUGAUAAAGGAAAAUGAGGAAGCUGGGGUCACUAGUAAUUUAUGUGCAAAUGCAACAACGAAUGUUGAAGCGGUGAAGGAAGAAGAAGAGGAGGCUGCAAGUAACGAUUGUGCAAAUGUGACUACUGAAUUGGUGAAUUCAGAGGCGGUUAAAUAUGUAAAGACUGAUGAAGGCAUGGAAAAAACCAAUGCAAAUAACUUAACUGAAAUUGUGACUCCUCAAGUAGUUGUUUUAGGGACGUUUCAGGAAGACGAUGAAGGUGAUGUUGAAGCAAUGGAAACAGGUUCUGAACUCAUCAGUCAUGAAGAAAUUAGUGUAGAAAAGAGUUCAUCAGAACAAUAUUGUGAAUAUGAUGUAACCCAAAAUGACAUACCAGAAUCCCAGUUUGUAGUAAGUGUUGCUGAAAAACAGAAUUCUGUGAUUGAACAAUCUCAGCAAGCUAGUGUUUAUCCUCCGUCGUAAUAAUAAUCAGUGCAUGUUCUGAAUA